Molecule: messenger RNA, 6399 nt
Organism: Aspergillus nidulans FGSC A4
Lineage: Eukaryota; Fungi; Ascomycota; Eurotiomycetes; Eurotiales; Aspergillaceae
Gene: acyA
Product: adenylate cyclase acyA
Exons: 4
Coding region: 1-6399 (2132 amino acids)
Source: RefSeq, a predicted model, not a curated record
AUGGCGUUUCCAGGCGGGGAACUGCCAGAAGGAAGACAUAGCUCGGAGAGCUCUGGGAACAACAGUGGGCUAUCGCAAGAAACUAUCAGGGAUGAUGGUCGUCGAUAUGGUCGCAUUGUGCCUAGCGGUCGGAGCAUCUCUCCCCAUUCCAAAGACGAUGGCAGCGAUAGGCUUGAACUCCCGGCUCCACGACCACCUUCUCUAGGCGCCCCGAAUGACCUAUACACCUCCAUGUUCUCGUGGGGCUCGCCCGAUAUUUCUCCCACGGACGUGCGCAAGAAUCAAGGCUUUGGUAGUCAUAGAAAAGCAUUAGCUGUCCUUGGGAAUGACGAUCCAGGCCCUCCACCUAUCAAUAAUCCGAGUCCCCGUGUGAACACCAAUUACGGCGAUUAUUUUCAGCACGAUCCGCAGGGAACACUAUCUUAUUCCCCAAGAUUGGGCACUGGCGAUGCACACGGCACUUUUUUCCACGAUCACUCCGAACACGAAGCCUCCCCUGCCACAGCCACUUUCCGUCCAGGCACAGGACGCACACUUGCCAGCGACGCCCCAGAUCUUGAUUAUAAUGGAGAUCACCGGCGACCAUCUGUUGCCAGUGCUACGACUGUAAGCAGCCAAGGGUCAAAAUCAAGCACAAGCGGGCUCUUCCGGAAAAAGUUACAAGGGUUCUUCGGUGACGAUCCCAACGCUAGUGAUUCAAAGCAAGACCAUGAUGGUCACCACAGCUCGGGGUCUAAACCGUCGUCGAUUGAUUACUUCAGAUCUCGUCAAAGAGCUGACUCUGAGGGCUCGAGACGUCCGUCUGAUGGUGUCCAGGAUGACGCUCAUCAACCUGGCCGCCCCAGGACCCCGCUUCCCUCGAGUGAUAUAACACCCUGGGAGUACCAGAGAUAUAAUGAUAUUCCACAGCUUGGAGAAGCACCUGUCCGUGAAGCACCUACCGCGCUAGAUCGGCAUCGUAUUGGUUCACAGGGUGCAUCUAGUACAUCGAGGGAUCCGACCCGCAGGCAUUUUAGCGGCCAUCGACACUCACGAAGCAAGGAGGAGAAGGCAAACGCUGCUGGAGACCUCGCUGGAUACCCCGAUCGUCCUUCAACAGGCCGUGAUGACUUUUCCGUUGGCCUACGUCCGUCCAGGGACGGUAGCUUAGGUUUCCGACCCGCAGCUAACUCGUCUAUCAAUCUUGCUGGGCGCUCGACGAGCCCCACGCCAAGUCUCCAGAGCUUUUAUACUAAGGAUUCUGGCCAAGGCUCCCCUGGUGCACCUUCUUCUAAGCGCUCGUUCCUGGGAAAACUCCGCCGACCCAACCUUAAGCAUUUUCCAGGGUCAAAAGGACCGACAGAUGCUAUUAGGGGCACAUCAAAGCUUGCACGGCGUGAUGCUUCCCCUGGACGACGAGGACGGCAAGGCAGUCUGGAGGGAGCACCUUCUAAGGGCGCUGAAAAUGGGGAACAUGAACGAAAGAAAGAUGGCAAAGGCCUAGGAAUUGCGACUGGUAAGCUGCGAGGCCGCCGCGGUGCUGGUCACGAAACCCCCAUCGGAAAGGAGACGAACCCCUCAGAAGCACCCGGUGUCUGGGCUUUGGACACGGAUCUAUCGCACAUGGAAGGCAUCGUUCAGCCAGCUGCAGAUGAUGGGGAUAAGACGAAUGAAGGAAAGACGGUACGCCAUGAUGAGAAGAGGCUGGGGGACCAGCUAGGUGCCGGAAAUUGGGACGCUCCUGAGAGCUGGCAUGUCAAACGCCAAAGAAAUGAGGUUUUGGCCAAAGUUCCCAAGAUGACCAACGAUGCUGCUCGAACAAUAGCUGAACCUGAUGGUGUUCCGUAUUUUAUCCGUGUGUUCCGCAUUGAUGGAACAUUUGCCACACUCUCGAAUGGGUUACAUGCUACGGUUGCCGAUGUACUUCUGUCACUGGGAAAGAAGUCUUUUCUAACUGACCACCUCAAUAACUACGAAAUAGUCAUGCGCAAAAAUGAUAUCUCUCGACAGCUGGAUCCCAAUGAACAGCCCAUUCUCAUGCAGAAGAAAUUACUCGAACAGAUCGGCUAUACUGAGAAGGACAGGAUUGAAGAGCUUGGCCGGGAGGACCAUAGUUACAUUCUUCGCUUUACCUUCUUGCCCACCAAACUCAGCGGGUACAGCAGUCUUGAGGGAGAGCCAGGCUUCAGCAAGAACCAGAAAUUCAGCCACGUGGAUCUUCAAGGACGGAGUCUCGUUACCAUCCCUAUCGCUCUUUACAAGAAAGCUCCGGAGAUCAUAUCGCUCAAUCUCUCCAGGAACUUGGAGCUAGAUGUGCCAAAAGACUUUAUUCAGGGCUGCAUCAAUCUGCGAGAGAUCAAGUAUAUAGGAAGUGAAGCUUUACGCCUUCCACCCAGCUUCAGUCUUGCAAGCCGUCUAACGUAUCUGGAUGUUUCAAACAACUUCUUGGAUCAGCUCGACCACGCGAACCUUGACAGGUUACAAGGACUUGUCAGUAUCAAACUGGCCAAUAAUCGACUGACAAAGCUUCCGGAUUACUUUGGAAACUUCAAAUCUCUGAGGAGUCUGAACAUUGCUUCGAAUAAUUUUCAAGUGUUCCCCGAGUUUCUCUGCAACUUGAAAAGCUUGGUGGAUCUUGAUAUUAGCUUCAACAAUAUCUCCGAGCUCCCAAAUAUUGGCAACCUGACUAGCCUCGAGCGUCUCUGGAUGACAAAUAACGGAUUCAGAGGGCCUUUCGGCGAGUCGAUUAAAGAUCUUGUGAACUUGAAGGAGAUAGAUGCCCGAUUCAAUGAGAUCGUGAAUAUUGACAGCUUGACACUCCUUCCGCGCUUGGAACAGCUAUUGAUCGGUCACAAUUCUGUGUCUAAGUUCAGAGGGUCGUUCCCCAAGCUGCGGAAUUUGGUCUUGGAUCAUUGCCCUGUAACGCAGUUCGACAUUGACGCGCCCAUGCCAACUCUAACAUCCCUCAACAUAGCCUCGGCGAAACUGGUCCAAUUUCGUGACACCCUGUUCGAUAGCUUGCCCAACCUCACAAAACUCAUCCUGGAUAAGAAUCACUUCAUGUCCAUGUCCCCUCAUAUCGGAAAGCUGCGGAAACUCGAGCAUUUUAGCAUGGCCAAGAAUCCUCUCUCGUCACUUCCUCCGUCUAUAGGGUGUUUGACCGAGCUCAAGUACCUUAAUCUGAGAGAGUGUAACUUGCGAAGGCUGCCUCAAGAGAUCUGGUAUUGUCUGAAACUAGAGACUCUCAACGUCUCAUCAAACGUUCUGGAUAGCUUUCCCAAGCAUGGCGGCCCGCCACCUCAGCUUCCGGGCGAGGCUACUGCUGGUACUACUCCCGCGAUGACACCCGGUGGCUCAGUUACGCCGAGUUAUGAUGACUUGGGCACUGUAGAAGAGCAGGAAACACGGCGUCCCAGCCAGGCAUCUGGCAGCGCGCCCAGUGGGAGCUCUCCCGGUGGUGGGAGCACUCGAAAACCGUCGGUCGCCUCCUCUCUUAGUCAGGGAGGAAGGAAGGUCUCCACUGCUUCGAAGUUCGCAGAAGGCAGCCCAUCAUCCAGGAAAGAUUCGAAUUUCUCUCAGCAUGUGGCCACUACAUUUGGUGGCUCGCUCCGGAACUUGUACCUGGCCGAUAACCGGCUCGAGGAUGACGUGUUUCGUGAACUCUCAUUUAUCCCUGAGUUGCGAAUAGUGAAUUUGUCGUAUAACGUGCUGAAUGAAAUUCCGCCUGGGCUCCUGAAACGCUGGCCUCUACUUACGGAGCUAUACCUAUCUGGCAACGAGCUAACCUCUCUGCCCUCAGACGACCUAGAAGAAGGGAGUAGUCUGAAGAUUCUUAACAUCAAUGCCAAUCGAUUCCAGGUUCUUCCGGCGGAACUGUGCAAAGUGAGCAAGCUUUCUAUUCUCGACGUUGGAAGCAAUUACUUGAAAUACAACGUGUCGAACUGGCCUUAUGACUGGAACUGGAAUUGGAAUCGAAAUCUGAAGUAUCUCAACUUCUCUGGGAACAAACGGCUGGAGAUUAAGCCGAAUGUCUCGUCUUUGGGAUCUCAGCCGCCGAACGGAGCAGAUUUAACCGAUUUCAAUUCACUCACUCACCUCCGGGUACUUGGAUUGAUGGACGUCACACUCACGACGUCCAAUAUUCCGGAAGAGAAUGAAGAUCGCCGAGUGAGGACGUCUGCCUCUUUGGCAGGUUCACUCGCCUACGGUAUGGCAGAUUUCUUAGGUCGAAGCGAACAUCUUUCUAUCAUCGACAUGAUCGUGCCUCGAAUGAGACAGGAUAAUGUCGAAACCGUUGUCGGCAUGUUUGAUGGCCAGCCUAGCUCUACUGGAGGCUCUAGGGUUGCCAAGUUCCUGCAUGAGAAUUUCCUUCAUACUUUUUCUGCUGAGCUUAAGCGCCUCCGGCGGGACGAGCAAGAGACACCCUUGGAUGCCUUCAGGCGGACGUUCCUGACUCUCAACAGGAAUAUGGCUUUUGCUUGCUACAAGUCCAUCGACCAAGAUGUCAGAUUAUUUCAAGAGGACUCAUCCGAUCAAAAGAAAGUCCGGCUCAAUAAGGAAGACCUUCAGUCUGGCGGCGUCGCGACCGUUCUGUACCUGAACAAUACGGAUUUAUAUGCUGCCAAUAUCGGUGACGCUCAGGCUAUACUCGUCAAGUCAGAUGGUAGUAUGAGAUAUCUGACACGGAACCAUGAUCCGGCAGAAGCAGGAGAAAGGGCGCGCAUCCGAGCGGCAGGCGGAUUUGUCUCCCGCAACGGAAGACUGAAUGAUUACCUUCCUGUCUCCCGGUCAUUUGGGUACUUCAAUCUAAUGCCUGCAGUGAUCGCAGCACCGCAUACGAUGCACGUCAGCUUGACCGAGCAGGAUGAGAUGAUUAUUCUGGCCUCAAAAGAACUUUGGGAUUACGUGACUCCAGACCUUGUCGUGGAUGUUACGAGAGCUGAACGAAGGGACCUGAUGGUUGCUGCGCAAAAGAUAAGGGAUCUUGCACUGUCAUUCGGAGCCAACAAUAAGCUUAUGGUGAUGAUUCUUGGAGUUGGAGAUCUCAGGAAACGUGAGAGGCGCCCGCCGCGCUUCCCAAGCAUGAAUAGCUUUAGUCAGGUCGAUGACUCGAUCCUACCCAGCCCGAAGCGCACCAAAAAACCGCGUGAUAUGCCUGGAGACUCCAGACUAGCUCGAUUUGACUAUGUUGACGCUCCAACCGGAGAACUGGCUAUAAUUUUCACGGAUAUCAAGCAGUCCACAGGUCUUUGGGAGACGUGCCCCGACGCAAUGCGCUCAGCUAUCCAGAUCCACAAUGAUAUCCUCCGCCGCCAAUUAGGUAUUAUUGGUGGUUAUGAGGUGAAGACUGAAGGUGACGCUUUCAUGGUCGCGUUUUCAACAACAACAGCUGCUUUGCUCUGGUGUUUCAACUGCCAAUACCAACUUUUGGAAGCUGAAUGGCCGACGGAAAUUCUUGAGCAGCCUCAGUGCCAAGUUCAAUUCGACAUGGAAAAUAACAUAAUCUUCCGAGGUCUGUCAGUUCGGAUGGGAAUUCACUGGGGUGAGCCUGUCUGCGAAAAGGAUCCCAUUACUAACCGCAUGGAUUACUUUGGACCAAUGGUAAACCGCGCAUCACGAAUCUCGGCCGUUGCUGACGGCGGGCAAAUAUUUGUUUCGUCGGAUUUCAUGAACGACAUGCAGCGUAACCUCGAGCUCUUCGCCGACAGUGAACGUGCUGCUUCUACUGGUUCGGAAGAAAGUUAUGCACUCGAUUUGGGGGACAAUAUCCGGCGCGAACUUCAACAACUAAAUAGCCAGGGAUUUGUGAUAAAAGAUCAAGGCGAGCGGAAGUUGAAAGGCCUUGAGAAUCCCGAACCUCUAUAUCUGAUUUACCCUCAUGCUCUAUCGGGACGCUUGUCGACCCAGGACCAAAUGUCCGGUGAAGAAAGCACCCCCACCACUAUUAGUCAACACUCUCAACUCCAGAUCCAAACAGAAGCUAUAUGGCGAUUAUGGGAGAUCACACUCCGGCUCGAAAGGCUAUGUGGAGCGUUAGAACACCCAGGCGAACCGCGCCUAGAUAAACCUAACUCGGCAUUAUUCGAUAUAAUCAAGAAGCACGGCGGAGAACUCGCUGAUUCGAGUGUCGUCAGCCUGAUCGAGCAGCAAGUAACUCGGAUCGAGGUCGCGAUAAGUACCCUUGCUCUGCGACAUAUGCUACGACCUUUCAAGCCAGGCGACCGGCUUGACGACCACGCCGCGCCGAUUGGAGAUGUGCUGCAAGAAUUACGAACCCAGCUUGCGGAGUAUAGAGCCCUCAAGGAGCAGAUUGCUACCAAUGGUGCUGGCAUCACUGGCGCAUCCCCUAGUUCCACCGCAACGGAUCUACAUUACACUCCAGAUUUCCACUCCAGCGCUUCCUCUUCGUCCUUCACCUAG